Messenger RNA from Hypoxylon trugodes, 2066 nucleotides. RefSeq lists its product as uncharacterized. Gene Ontology annotation, molecular function: ubiquitin binding. The record is from RefSeq and is a predicted model, not a curated record. The coding region runs from base 162 to 1718 and encodes 518 amino acids. Gene Ontology annotation, cellular component: endoplasmic reticulum. The transcript has a single exon. NCBI's taxonomy places the organism in Eukaryota, Fungi, Ascomycota, Sordariomycetes, Xylariales, Hypoxylaceae.
AUUUAGAAUUACAUAUAAGGUCCGAGUUUGUAUAGGGCACCUAGCUCAUACAAGGCGACACCAACGACAUCUUCCCGAGCUCUACUCCAUAUGACGUAUGGGGAGCUAAUAGCUAGCUACCUACCCACAUUCUUCAUAAGCUGGUCACGUACACCAACAAGAUGGCGGGUAACGGUAAUGUCGAUAUAGGGCAUCUCACGCCGGACCAACAAGCUGCUCUGGAACAAUAUACACAGGUCACGGCGCAAGAUGUGAAGGAUGCAGUGCCAUUAUUAGAGCGGUCACAAUGGAAUGUCCAAAUAGCAAUAGCUAAGUUCUUUGACGGCGAGGGUCCCGACCCCGUUGCUGAAGCUAUAGCCGCUCAAGACCACAUCCCGAGACAAGCAGCAAGACACGAGAAUCUACAAGAAAGUCUAGCAGCCUCGCGGCCUCUAGGUCGUUCGUUACCACGAUCAAGACCAGACCCCGCUCCAAGGAUCGUGCCUCAACCUCAAACCACCCAUCGCCCGCCACUCCUCCUAGCCAUCCUAUUCGCCCCCUUCAACUUCGGGUACAGGGCUCUUUCUACGAUCUUCCGUACAUUUAUGUAUAUAUUCGCCUUCCUCCCGGCAUCGAUACGACCCCGAGCAAUAACAACGAGUAUGACAAGCGGAUGGAAAGGCACGAUGGGACGGCGCAUGCUGAUGCCACGCGACACAGCCGCACGCUUCAAGCGAGAAUUUGACGAAGAAUACGGACCAAACAACCUACCUUUCUUCGAAGGUGGUUUCGCGCAAGCCCUUGACCUAGCUAAGAAGGAGCUUAAGUUCCUUCUGAUCGUGCUUAUGUCACCCGAACAUGACGACACCGAGUCCUUCACACGAGAAACCCUCCUCUCCCCCGACGUCGUCGCUUUUAUUAACGACCCAGCAAAUAAUAUCGUCCUAUGGGGCGGCAAUGUCCUCGACUCCGAGGCUUUCCAAGUGGCCGCCGAGUACAACUGUACCAAGUACCCCUUCUCAUGCCUCGUAUGCCUGACUCCUAAGGAGGGAAGUACACGCAUGAGCAUCGUCAAGCGACUCUCCGGACCCCUCCCAGGUCCUGCAUACGUAGCAGAACUACAAACCGCCCUCGCGAAAUACGCCCCCGAUCUAGCGGGUGCCCGCGCCGAGCGUGCCGCCCAAGAAGUUGCGAGGAACCUACGCACGGAGCAGGAUUCGGCGUACGAGCGCUCACUAGCCAAAGACCGUGAACGCGCACGCCAACGCCGUGAGGCAGAGGCAGCCGCUAAGGAAGCGGAGAAGAGAGCUAUAGAAGAAGCUGAGGCAGCGGAGCGCAAGGCCCGGUUACGUGAGCAAUGGAAGCGCUGGCGCGCAGCGAAUAUCGCGCCAGAGCCCGAGGCAAGUGCUAAGGACGUUGUGCGUCUCGCGUUGAAGAUGCCGGACGACGGACCCGCAGGAAGGGUAGUACGUAGAUUUGCCAAGGACAGCACUACGGAAGAGCUAUAUGCUUUUGUAGAGUGCUAUGAUUUGCUACAAUCAGGGGAUUUAGAUCUGGAAAAAGUAGAACCAGAAGGCUACGAGCACGAGUAUAAAUUCCGCAUCGCGUCGCCUCUACCGCGAGUAGUCUACGAGCCUGAUGAAUCGGCGACGCUAGCUGCUACGAUCGGAAGGUCGGGAAAUCUGAUUGUUGAGAAUAUAGCGCCCGAGGAAGAAUCCGACGAUGAUAGCGAUGAGUAGGAAUAGGGUUAGAGGACUUAGAUAGGAGCUCGCAAUAGCACGAUCUUGCAUCGGAGAUUGUUGUAAGAAUACAAUAUGAUACGGAUCAACCACUGUCUGCGUAAUUACGUGUAUUUGGUAUGCUUUUUUAAUCUGAUAAUGAUUAUGACCUCCCUUUUGGUAUCAUGUUUUAAGCCAGCCCAAUACCACCCACCUAUACUAUAUCCCACCAUUUAAAAGUCUACAGUCGUACAAAUGCAUAACGCUCCCAUCAGGGCCUUGGCACGCCAGGUAUAUGUUAUACAAACUCUAGUCAACCCAUCUAAAUCAGUAUCUUACGUCAUGAAGUUUACUCAUGAUUCAUAUUCA